CCUCCCCGCCUUGCAUCUCUUUGGUUGCACGUCUUGCCGAUCAAUUUUCUGGCCUCACAGUGCGCCGGAUCUCGUCUCAUCUCAUCGAUAGUGAUCCUUUCCCUCGCUGUUUGAUCCUCUAACGCCGCUUCGGAAUCAUGGCUCAGGUUUUGUUGGUGCAGCCAAGCGAGGAGAUGUCGAAGCAGAUCCGAGUUGAAUUAAAUGAAAACGUCGCGACGAGGGAUAAAGAUCUGGAAAUAAUCAAAGAAUGGCUGUCCAGGCAACCACAUUUACCUGCUUUUGACGAUGACCAAAGACUAAUGACUUUCUUAAGGGGCUGUAAAUUUUCACUGGAGAAGUGCAAGAGAAAGCUGGAUAUGUAUUUCACAAUGAGAGCAGCCGUCCCAGAAUUUUUCUCCAAUCGGGAUAUAACCAGACCAGAGCUUCAGGAGAUAGUAAAAAUAGUUCAAAUCCCACCACUACCCGGUUUAACGAAAAAUGGACGACGGGUCGUGCUGAUGCGUGGAAUCGAUAAAGAUCUGCCCACUCCGAAUGUCUCAGAAGCCAUGAAAUUGGUGCUGAUGCUCGGUGAUAUUCGGCUAAAAGAAGAAGAAGUUGGCGUCGCUGGUGACGUCUACAUCCUUGACGCAACGGUUGCUACACCGUCGCACUUUGCAAAAUUUACUCCAACCCUUGUUAAAACGUUCCUGGUGUGCGUCCAAGAGGCUUAUCCCGUGAAACUGAAGGAGGUGCACGUUGUUCACGUGAGCCCGCUGGUCGACACCAUCAUCAACUUCGUAAAACCUUUCCUCAAAGAAAAGAUUCGAAACAGGAUAUUCGUCCACAGCAAUCUCAACACCCUGUACGAACACAUCCCGAGAGAAAUCCUUCCCACAGAAUACGGCGGCGAUGCCGGCCCAAUCCAAGCGAUUCAUGAUGCCUGGAUGAAGAAGUUGGAAAGCUACGGGCCGUGGUUCGCCGAGCAAGAAAAUAUCAAAACGAACGAAGCUCUUCGCCCAGGAAAACCGAAGACUCACGAUGACCUCUUCGGCCUGGAUGGCUCCUUCCGUCAACUAGAGAUCGACUAAAUCAUGAAAAUGCUUAAUAAUCGUAUUAUGCGAUUAAUGUGUAUAUUGAAGCAGAGCUUUACCAAUAACUUACACGGAGAGACGGAAACAACAAUUUUUCCCUAAUGUUACACAUUUUUUUUGAGUCACUCCGAUAGCAAAGUGGUUAUGUGAACAUUUUUAUCUACUUAUGCACAUUAUUAUUGAUUUUUCAAAAACUUCUAUUUUAAUUUGCAAAAUGAUAAAUACAUUUUGUAAUAAAAUUAUGUAUAUAGUUUGAAAUGCAGAUUUGUUGAAUGUAUUUCCAUUGAUCCUUGUAGAACUUACACUGUGCAAUAUACUGAGACUAUGUUAUGGAACUAUUCAAAAUAAUGAUUUAUUAUCAAAUUUUUAGUACAGGAUAAGUAAUUACUGGAUUUGGGAAGUUGUUAGCUUUUAGGCGCAUCGGCAUUCCUUAGGGCCUGUAAAUGUAAUUUUAAAAAAUUCGUGAUUUUUCGUUAGAUUUUGUUUAAGUAAUUAAUUAUUGUUUGUUUAUCAAUAGUAUUAGUAAAGCUUAGUGACGUAGGGUGCGAUUCUCACAUCAUUCGAUACGAGUUUCUCGCACAAAUGUAUUUGACUCAAAACUCUACCAAGUCUCUUAAUUAUGUAGAUUGAAUUCUAUGGAAGUUACGAGACUGCGCAUAAUUCAUUGAUUGUUGUUAUGUAUGAAAGUGUACAGCAAAAUAUUCUUAGCAUCACAAUUAUUGCCUUCCAAAGCGUAAAUUAACAAGAGCUCAUAACAUAUGUAGAAUUUGUAACAGUUUUCGUACAACAGUCACGAAAUACAAUUCUUUUAAUUCCAUAAGACGUAGUCAAUACAGUACAAUAAUCUUAAACCUAUCAGACAUGAGGUUUUAUAACUUUUGUAGUAAUUUUCACAAAGAAUACUGCAUCUUAUCCUAUACAGGAAAAUCGGAAUCCAAAUACAGCUUUUUCUCUACAAAUAUAGUAUAUUCGUAUAUAACAUCUGUAGAUACAUAGUACAUGAUAAAUUAAUCGUUAUAUGUGGUAUACAUAGUAGCAGACACUGUUUACUUAUUAUCAAUUGUAUCAUCUUCUCCGUGUAAGUUUAGGUUGCAUCGACAAUGUAUGAAAUAUUGAAUUACUAUUGAAGCGAUUCAUAUAAUCACGAAAACAAUGUUAAUGCUUCGGAUUCACAAAAAUUGCUGAUGCAAUUAAACUUAAAUUCCAUUACUGCAAGGUCUGGCUUGGAUAUGUUUCACUGAGAAACAAGGUUAUCUAUAUUACGUCUCUUUUAAGUAAUUUUGUACUUUCCUAGCUGAGAAAUGAACCAUUAUAACCUAUA
Molecule: messenger RNA, 2391 nt
Organism: Orussus abietinus
Lineage: Eukaryota; Metazoa; Arthropoda; Insecta; Hymenoptera; Orussidae
Product: alpha-tocopherol transfer protein-like
Exons: 5
Coding region: 138-1067 (309 amino acids)
Cellular component (GO): membrane
Molecular function (GO): phosphatidylinositol bisphosphate binding
Source: RefSeq, a predicted model, not a curated record